Molecule: messenger RNA, 3602 nt
Organism: Pantherophis guttatus
Lineage: Eukaryota; Metazoa; Chordata; Lepidosauria; Squamata; Colubridae
Product: interleukin-20 receptor subunit alpha
Biological process (GO): cytokine-mediated signaling pathway
Cellular component (GO): plasma membrane
Molecular function (GO): cytokine receptor activity; interleukin-20 binding
Source: RefSeq, a predicted model, not a curated record
CAGAUCCCACCUCGCCGCUCUUCAGUUUUAAGCAGGCGUGGCUUCUGACUGCUUGGAUUCGGGAACCAAGGCGCGAGAGCGCAACUUGCAAGCAACUAGCCCGAGCCUUGGAAAGCACGCGAGGCGCGAAGCCCACGGUAGGAUCGCUGCGCGUCGCUCCCUCUCCCGGAGGAACGAGCCAAAAGCUCGGCCAGGCAGGAGUCGCUAAGAGGGUCAGCCCUGGGAACCCUGGAAGUUCUCCUCUUGGCUGGUUGGGGUCGCCGCUUGCUGCCGCCCUCUGUGUCCGACCCCAAUUGAGGAGAAGGUGGCGGAGACGAGCAUCAUGCAACGCACAGGCGCUGUCCCUUCUCAAUGAGUGACCCCGCGGCGUCAGCUCUCUGGCUCCUCCUGCUCCGGCUGAUCUUCCCCGCGCCUCCUCCAGAGGCGGCAGCAUCACAUUGUUUUUUGCCCAGCCCAUGGAAUGUCCAUUUUAUCUCCAGAAACAUGAAGAACAUCCUGCAUUGGUUGCCACCAGAAGGAAUAGAGGAGAACAAAUUAAAUUAUAAAGUGAAGUAUUUGAUAUAUGGCACGGAUAAAUGGAUUAAGUAUCCAGAAUGUAAGAAUAUCAAUCAGACCUGGUGUGACCUCUCACAUGGAACAUACAACCACAAAGAACAAUAUCAUGCCAGAGUGAAAGUCUCUCUAAAGGGAAAUUGUUCUGUCUGGGCAGAAUCACCCAGGUUCAAUCCAUUUACAGACACGACUAUCGAUCCACCCGCAUUUGCCCUCUCGUCUACCGAGAAUUCUAUUUCAGUCACCGUGGUUCCCCCCGAGAAAUGGAAGGCAAAUCCCAGGGAGGAACCGGUAUAUUUGCACGAAAUAUACUCGGGCUUACAAUAUAACGUGUCGGUAUUCAACAAAAACAUAAAUAAAAGAUGGAUGUUUUGCAUUCAAAACAACCGAUUGGAGGUGCAGCAGUUACAACCAAAUACGAUAUACUGUGUCACCGUACAAAUUUAUAUUACUCCACUUCUGUUUAGUGAAUUAUCUGAAGAACACUGCAUCGCUACCCUGAAAGCAGAUCCAGCUUUCAAGCAAACUGCAACAGUCAUAUUUGGAUAUACUUUACCAGGUCUGUUGUUAGUCCUGAUUAUUUUGGUGUCAAGCUGCUGUCUAUAUAGAUACACUCAUUUCGUGAAGCAAACGUAUCCCAAGAACUUGAUCCUGAAAUACAGUCAAAGCUGUGGAAGAGAUAAUUUUGUUCCUUCUGAAAAAAUAGUGGUUAACUUCAUUUCAGUUAACGUUGUAGAAGAACAUAAAUCCUUUCCGGAGAACCAUCAGCAAAGAAUUGGCAAUGGCUACAUCAAUGCUGAGGGAAGCUGUGCAGAAGAGAAAGCUUUGAAAAAUGUUCUGGGAAACAAUAAUUUCUUAGAAAGGGACAAUGAACUAAAAAAUGAACAAAAUAGAAGCAAAGCAAAACUGGCAGAGUUGGAAUCGCCCCAGGCUUUAGGACAGACGCACAAUGAUGAAGUGGUGGCAUACGAAUUUGAUGUGAGGGCUGAACAGAUGACUCCAGUUCAGGAGAAACAGCAAAUGUUUAGCUGUAUUUGUGAACCAGAUUGUGCACCGCACAAUUCACAAGCAAAAACGUUGCCCAUCUAUGGAACAAAGCAGGAAUAUUGCCCCCAGUUUGGCACACAAGAUCCAAACACCUCUUUCAGGCAACAGUUAAAAGAAGUCCUUCUGAAUGAAAGGCAAUCUGCUUCUUUACAAUUAGACGAUGCUGAAAUCCCUCUGAUAAAUUUGAUGGCUGAUGAGCCCAACCGGGCCUUCUGUUCUGAGUGCGAUGUUAUAGCAGAUAUUUGUUUGGUGCCUGAUCCAAAAGAGCCCUUUUUGGAUGAAAAAGAAGCUGCACUCAAAGAACCACACACUUUACUAUCUCUACUAACUCAAAAGACAGCUUCAAAACAUCACCAGAUUGGAACAAGGACCAAGGAAAACCAGGAAACAGGGAUGGAAGACAAACUGAACCAAACAGUUGACUGGAAUCCCUGGACUGGGAGGAUGUAUUUAUCCCCGUUACUUAACAUAACAAAAGAAGAUAAAAUUGACUCCAAAAAUUAUGAGGAAUCCCUUGAAGAAGCCCUUCUAUUCAGGCUUUAUGAGAGCCACUGCUCUGAAGACUUAUUAGGAAGAUAUGAGAAUAUGUACCUCCCCCAACUCAAAGAACAUUGGGGACUACAUAUAGAAAUGCAAACUUAAUAUGUCUUUCAUUUCACAAUUUACUAACUCAGUCACAUGUCUAUCAACAAAGACAUGGGUUCAGCCCACAGUCAACUCUAAUCAAAGGAUCUUCUUCCAAUCAGCCAAGUCUUGCCUUAUGCAAUGAUAAGGGCAAUCAGGUUGACCCAAACCCCAAGAGCUUCUUCUAGACUUUUGCAGAUAAGGAAUACCGCAUACUAGCUGAAUAUUGGUGAUAAGUAAAGAUUUUUUGGCUAUCUUCAUAUCAUUAGAUUCAGCAAUUCAGUACAUCUAAAAUAUUUUGUUAAGAAGACAGACUUGAGCUUUAUUGGUUUGCUUUAAUUUAGACUGCCCAUACAGAGCAAAAUAAAUAAAUAAAUGGCUUGGUUUGAAUGGUAUGAUAAGAGGAACUGGCUGUUGUAAUGAAAACAGAAAAAUCUAGAAUAUUAGAGGGAUAAUUCAGCAUAGGGAACUAAUAGCACCAGGGAUUAAUAUAGGUAGUCACUGAUUUACAACUGUUUGUUUAAUGACAGUUCAAAGUUACGAUGAUCUCAGAAAAAGUGACUUAUGAUUCAUCCUCAAAGUUACAACCAUUGCACCACCCCCAUGGGUCACAUGAUCACAACAUGGGUACACUUGGCAACUGGCUUGUAUUUACAAUUGCAGUAUCUUGCGGUCACAAGAAUGAGAUUUGUGACUUUCCCAGCCAGUUUCUGACAAGCAAAGUCAAUUGGGUAGAUUGGAUUCACAUGAUUUACUUAACAACAAUGGUGAUUUGUUUAACAACCUAAUGGUUGUAAAAUUGGGUCUGGUUACAUGAUGAUCAUUUAACAACUACAUUGUUUAGACCUAAAUUCCAGUCCCAACUGUGGUAAUAAGUCAAGAACCACCCAUACAUGUUUUUACUGGCCUUUUUAAAGCUUUUUAAAGGUUUUAAGCUGUCAAUGGGUCAUAGUUAAGUUGGACAUGUGAUUUCACUAUCUGAAGUGUCAUGCUUCUGAAUUCAAAUAAGAGGAUGCUACUGUAAUCAUGUCUUGCUUGAUGGCUUCCCAGUAGCAUUCAAUAGGCUGCUGUUAACUUCUGACAAAGUGCUCUAAACUAUAAGAGUUGAUUAACAUCUUUGGAAUGUUGGGAGAGCAUUCUGAAUACAGUCAAAAAUGUACUAUUUAUGGUGGACUUGACCAAUCAUAAAAUGAACAGUCAUCAUUACUCAUUCCCAACUCCCCAAAUGCUCACUACUUUUUCUUCUUAGCCCUUUCUUCUGAUCAGAUGGGGACUCACACAACCAAAUCAGAUGGACUGCAGCUUCUGAUCAGUUUUUCUAGGCAUGCCUGUGAAAUAUAUUGUGGGCUCUGAAAGCAAUAAAUAUAUGUAUAUAUGUA